Messenger RNA from Eremothecium cymbalariae DBVPG#7215, 780 nucleotides. RefSeq names its product Cuz1p (gene CUZ1). The record is from RefSeq and is a predicted model, not a curated record. Gene Ontology annotation, cellular component: cytoplasm. Gene Ontology annotation, molecular function: zinc ion binding. The transcript has a single exon. The coding region runs from base 1 to 780 and encodes 259 amino acids. NCBI's taxonomy places the organism in Eukaryota, Fungi, Ascomycota, Saccharomycetes, Saccharomycetales, Saccharomycetaceae.
AUGACGCAGAAGGAAUAUGGAAUGCUUGAUGUAGGUAAGCAUUGUCAUUAUUGUAGACAAGUGGAUUUUUUGCCCUUCCAUUGCACAUCAUGUAGUGAGGACUUUUGUGCAUUGCAUAGAAGCAGAGAAGAACAUAAUUGUCGGGGUCUAGUGAGGGGUGGUGGGGACUUAUCAAAGGGGACGAUGAUGGCUGUAUCUGGUUCUAGGAAGGGUGAUAGAGAGGCGUAUUUUAAGUCAUUGCUUCCCGAGAAAUCAGCAGUGAGAGUAAACCAAACCAGGGCGCAGCCAGAAGGUUCAAAUCAAUCGAUAAAGGAUAGAUUGAUUGGUCAAAAGAAUACUUUUGCAUUGGACAAGUUGAAGAAGUUUUUUGACAAGUAUAGUUCUAAGAAGAAUUACAAGUUGAAGUUAACUACGUCGAACAAGACAAUCCAGUUGGCGAAGAUGAAACGUGCCGCCAAGGGAGAUGAAAACAUUCCUCAAUCCAACCGUGUGUAUAUCUGGUGCUACUGCAUAGAUGAAAAGGAACCUAAGGAGUAUGAGAUGUUCAUUAAUAAAGUGUGGCCGUUGGGCAGGGUGUUGGAUUACCUAAGUCAGCAGUUGAAUAUUAAAAAUGUAAAUCUAUCAGCGCCUGCUGAUAUGGACAAGAAAUUGUAUUUGUAUAAAACUGUUAAAGGCUCUGAGUGGGUAUUAUUGGAGCCCUCCGCCCGUGUGACUGGUAAUAUUGAUGAUGGAGAUACAGUUUAUUUAGUUCGUGGGGAGGAUACCAGGCUAAUAAAAUAG